UGUCUCAUCCUCCUGAGUGCUAGGAUCACAGGCGUGCGCCACCACGCCUGGCCUACAAUUAGCACAUAUGUAUUGGGCUCAAACAGCAUCAGCUGAAUGAAUGCACCUAGCCUUUCCAGAGUCCCUGCCACACAUACAAACACCAUCGAUCAAUGGGAGCUAUCAGAGGAGAGGGAGGCGCUUCUGGGUGGGAGACCCUGGACCCCAGCCUCGGCAGCCGUCCACGUUCGCGUCGCGUCCCCUUUAAGGGGCGGGCACAGGGACGCUCCCGGAAGCGGCGGGCGGCGACCUCUGUGCUCCCGGCCGCGCGCCGUGAUCCCCCCCGCCGUGGCCCCUGCACCUCGGCCCCGGCGCGAGUCUUGCGCCCCGCGAUCCCGCGCGGCGCCCCGCGCUCCGCAGCCUCAGCCAGGUGGCAUCCGCCUGGCUCUCGGUCCCUUCGCACCCCCAGCACCGGCGACCUCGGGCCCGGCCGGGUGUCCUCGGGGCGACGCGGGCUGAGCAUCCCCGCGCGGUCCCCGAGUAGCCGGCCAUGGGGGUCCCCUAGGGCCCGGGCGGGCGGCCGGGCUGGGAUGGGGACGCCGUGGCGCCUGUCCGCCAGGCUCUGCCUGUGGCGGCUGCCCGGUCUGGGGCGCGCGCAGGAGCUUGGCCUCCUCGGGGCCCCAGGGCGCGCCCGCCGGGCCCGGCUCUACUGGCUGCUGCUGGGCGCGCUGCCCGCGCUCGUCUCAGCCGAGGGCGGCGCCGGGGACGGGGCUCGAACUGGGCAGGCGGCACCGGCGGGGCGCCGAGCUGAGGACGCGCUCCCGUGGGGGGCCCACGCGCGACCGCGGCGCCGAGUCCUCCUGCAGCCGCGCGUGUGGCUGCGCGCUGGCACGCUCCUGGCGCGGUUCCUGCCGCUGCUGCUGCUGCUCCCGCUCACCUACCUGGCUCCCGGCCUGGCCGCUCUCUGGCUGCGUCUGCUGCUCAAGGCCACCGAGGCCGCGGGUCCCACGUGCAUCAAGCUGGGCCAGUGGGCCAGCACCCGGCGCGACCUCUUUUCCGAGGCCUUCUGUGCUCACUUCUCCAGGCUGCACGUCCGCGUGGCCCCGCACCCGUGGGCACACACAGAGCGCUUCCUGCGCCAGGCGUUCGGGGACGAUUGGGGGCGCGUCCUCUUCUUUGAGACCCGCGAGCCGGUGGGCUCGGGCUGCGUGGCCCAAGUGUACAAGGCGUUCGCCAGCCCUGCCCUCCUGGAGCAAAGCGACGCGAGGGGCCGGGGUGAGCCCUCCGGAGCUGGGGCGACAGAGGCGCUGCGCGCGCUCUUUGGGGGCCUUGGGAAGGAGCGGAGGCCCCCCGGGAACCUCGCAGACCAGGCCCUGCUAGAGCAGCUGCUGCUCCCCACCACCGCCCCGAGUGGGCCACACGGCCUCGUUCCGGUGGCGGUGAAAGUGCUGCACCCAGGCCUGCUGUCCCAGGUGCAGGUGGAUCUGCUGCUGCUGAAGAUGGGCAGCCAAGCCCUGGGGCUGCUGCCGGGAGUCCAGUGGCUCAGCCUGCUGGAGAUCGUGGAGGAAUUUGAGAAGCUCAUGACCCAACAGAUCGACCUGCGUUACGAAGCGCGGAAUCUAGAACACUUCCAGCGCAACUUCCAGGAUGUGACAUCCGUCAGGUUCCCCACACCUUUGCGCCCCUUUGUCACCAGGGAUGUCUUGGUAGAAACCUAUGAGGAGAGUGUGCCUGUGUCCAGCUACCAGCGGGCAGGGAUCCCUGCAGAACUGAAGCAGAGGAUCGCGAGGCUGGGCAUCAACAUGCUGCUGAAGAUGAUAUUCGUGGACAACUUCGUGCAUGCGGACCUGCACCCUGGAAACAUCCUGGUGCAGGGCACUGAUGGGCUGUCCCCGGGCCUCGAGCAGCUGGAUGUCUGUGACCCGCUGGUGGUCGCUGUGGCACCAGCCCUGUGCCCGCUGCGUCUGGUGCUGCUGGAUGCUGGCAUUGUGGCUGAGCUGCAGGCCGCCGACCUGAGGAACUUCCGGGCUGUGUUCCUGGCCGUGGUGCUGGGCCAGGGCCGCAGAGUGGCUGAGCUGAUACUGCGUCAUGCCCGGGCCAGUGAGUGCAGGGACGUGGAGGGGUUCAAGGUGGAGAUGGCAGCGCUGGUGACCCAGGCCCGGAGGAACAGCGUCACCCUGGAGAAGCUGCACGUCUCCAGGCUCCUCUCCAGUGUCUUCAAGUUGCUGAUGACUCACAAGCGGUCCCCUGGAGUGACUGGAAGUGAACAAAUGGGUGAUGGCCACUGCCUGCCCUGUGGUAGUCCCUGUCUGGACUGUCAGAGCCAGUGUGAUGCUCAGCUGACGUGGACGUGAGGGUGUGGGGUCCACCUGUAGAGUGGUUAUUUAAUUAUUGUAUUUUGAGAGAAUAAUGUGGUUCAGGCUGGCCUUGAACUUGCAGUGCUUCUUCUGCCUCUGCCUGCUGAGACCACAGGUGUGUGACCAUUCACUGCUUAGACAUGCUGUUUACUUCCCGUGUACCCAGGGGGGCUUCUGAGCAGGCAAGGGUGGCUCUGAGUGGCCUGGAGGGGCUGCCAGCCAGGGAGGUGAUCCCUGUGCCAGGCCCACAUCCACUCACCCUGGGUCGGCACAAACAGCAGGUGCCUCCUUCACCUGCCUUUCCUUGAAUCAGGUUCACAGAAUCCAUCUGUGGUGUAUGUUCUGCCACCCUCUAUGAACCAUGCCAAGAUGUCACUGCACUUUCUACGAGGCAGGAAUCCGGGUGUGGCCCCUUGGGAUCCUCUGGCAUCACAAGGUCCCACUGGGUGGGUCUGAUGCCAGGCUGCUGGACCAAGGGUCUCUGAUCGCCAGGAGUGGAUCCUGCAGCCAGGAAAGCGAAGUUGGCAGUGCUGAAGAGGAGCAAAGCAGUAACAGGUGUACUUUCAGAUAGGCAACUGUCCUGUUUUAAAAACAGUAUCUUAAAAUAAAAAUCUUCAAUUUAAAACACUUAGGUUAGGGCCGGGGAUUUAGCUCAGUGGUUCUGCUGCUUGCCUCACAAGUACAAGGACCCGAGUUCAAUCCCCGGCACCAAAAAACAAAAAACACUUAGGGUACUUCAAAU
Molecule: messenger RNA, 3078 nt
Organism: Heterocephalus glaber (naked mole-rat)
Lineage: Eukaryota; Metazoa; Chordata; Mammalia; Rodentia; Bathyergidae
Gene: Adck2
Product: aarF domain containing kinase 2
Biological process (GO): protein phosphorylation
Cellular component (GO): mitochondrion
Molecular function (GO): protein kinase activity; ATP binding
Source: RefSeq, a predicted model, not a curated record